CACGGGGGGCGCGGCGCCGGCGGCAGCCAGCACGCGGCGGGCCUCGGGACUGCUUGCUGCCCGGCGGCCCGGUGGGCGAGCGGCGGCGGCGGCGGCUGGCUGCCCCCGUGAGCCGAGCCAUCGGAGACUGCAUGGAGAUCCUGCAGAGGAAACCGGCCAGGUGACCAGGGACCCGUAUCCGCCGGCUCCUGGUGACCAGUCAUCUUCGCUAAGGCAAUGGCGAGGUCCAAAAUGAGAAAUAAAUUCCUGUCGCUGACUGCAAGGUGAAAAGGAAGCAGGCGACAGACCGAGGGCUGCUGAGCAGAAGAUGGACCCCUGUGAAGACCUGGAAAGGUCCGGCCGUGAAUGUCUGGACUCCAGGGGGACUGAGCCUCUGGAACUUGAAAGAGUGCAGGCCUGGGCCUCGGAGGCCCUGGGGAGAGGACAGGAGGAGAUGUGCAGCCAGAAGUUCCAACUGCAGAGCCUACAGGUGGAGAGCAGCAACAGUGAACAGCAAGAUAGAAACAGAGUUUCUGAAGAACUUGUAAUGCUUGUGCAAGAAAUGAAAAAAUACUUCCCAUCAGGGAGACACAGUAAGCCAAGCACUGUCGAUGCCCUCAACUAUGCCCUUCGCUGCGUGCACAGAGUACAAGCAAGCAGUGGGUUUUCCCAGACCCUCAGUCAGAGUGGAGCACCUCAAGCAGCUGCGAUCACCUACAGUCUCGAGGAGCUGGGAAUGGCUACCUCGGGCUACCCUUCCAAAAACACAGAUACCUUUGUGGCAGUUUUUUCCUUUCUGUCUGGAAGGCUAGUGCACAUUUCUGAACAGGCUGCUUCAAUCCUGAAUUGUAAGAAAGAUUUCUUGGAGUCGUCUCACUUCGUGGAACUGCUCGCUCCCCAAGAUGUGAGGGUUUUCUGCGCACACACUGCCCACGCUCGCCUCCCCCUCUGGAACAGCUGGGCCCAAAGAGCAUCUCAGUACGACUCCACUCCGGUGAAGUCCUUUUUCUGCAGGAUCCGGGGAGGCCUAGACACAGAGCAAGAGAAGCAUUACUGCCCAGUCCAGAUUAUCCCCUAUCUGCUGCAUGUACGUAGCUCUGCCCAGCUGGAAUCUGAGCCCUGCUGUCUCAUCCUGGUGGAGAAGAUUCACUCUGGUUAUGAAGCUUCUCGAAUCCCAGUGGAUAAAAGAAUUUUUACCACAACACACACCCCAGGAUGUGUCUUUCUUGAAAUAGAUGAAAGAGCAGUGCCUUUGCUGGGUUAUCUACCUCAGGAUCUAAUGGGAACAUCCGUUUUAGCUUAUCUGCAUCCAGAAGAUCGUUCUCUCAUGCUCACUGUACACCAAAAAGUCUUGAAGUAUGCAGGCCACCCUCCCUUUGAACACUCACCCAUCCGAUUUUGUACCCAAAAUGGAGAUUAUGUCAUCUUGGACUCCAGCUGGUCCAGCUUUGUGAACCCAUGGAGCCGGAAGGUGUCUUUCAUCAUUGGUCGGCAUAAAGUUCAAACGAGUCCGCUGAAUGAGGAUGUUUUUGCUACCAGAAAAAGGAAGACAAACAGUCAUGACAAAGACAUAACAGAACUGCAAGAACAAAUUCACAAACUUCUCUUACAGUUGCCUCCGCAGCCGGCGUACGCCAGUGGAAACAAAACUACGACUCUGGGACAGCAGCUCUCGGCCAAGCCCCCAGAUACGCGGGUGACAGGGACGCGCCCGGGACGGCUUGGCGAUGAGCAGAAGGCCUCAUCUACCUUCCAGACAUUAAAAAACAAUAGUAUGCCCCUGGAGUCUUAUGAAGAUUGGAGAAAAGACCAGCAUAACCCAUCGCACCAGCAAAUAAACUGCAUUGACAGUGUUAUCAGAUACCUGAAGAGCUACAACAUUCCAGCUUUGAAAAGAAAGUGCAUAUCCUGUACCAAUACAACCUCUUCAUCCUCUGAAAAAGACAGACACAACCACAAGGCAAAUGAUGCUGAAGACUUGCAUGUGGUGUCUCAGAUCCCAGCCAUAGCCAACCUGGAAAUGCCGACCACCGGGCGGCCCGCACUCGCUGUAGGAGGUACUCCGAGGACCCUGGCCCCCACGGCGCUUAGCCUGGGCUCUGGCCUGAACCAGUGCAGCUACCGCAGCACGCUCAUUCCUGCCCCACCACCAGAGACAGGAGACUCCGCUUCCAAGCAGGCCGGGUCAGCUGGCUGCAAGAAGGGGAAGCCCGGGCAGAAGAAGCCGUCGGGGCCGUGGAACAGCAGGGACGCCCAGGACAUCUGUCCCCGCUUGGGAGGAGACGGCCAGAACAGGCAGCCCUGGAGCCCUUCCUUCGCCUCCAGCCUUCCCUUCCCGGCUGCCUUGCUGGCUCCCGACCUGGCUCCUUACCUCGUCCCAGCCCUGCCUUCUGUGGGAAGAGAUCAUGCAGUGUCCCUGACCGCGCUCCAUCGGCUGCCUAAGGCCACCUUAUGGAAUGACUUGCAGACUUUUCCUGCGCUCCCUUCUCCUUCUUUACAUACUGUGAUGACCAUUUUCUUGCCUGAUCCCCAUGGCUGUCCCCUGUUGUCACCAUCCUUCUGCCCAUAUGAUUUCCUGGGAACAGCGGGCUCUUCUGGAACGCCGGCCUCACUAUCUGCCGUUGCUCCACACCUGGAGCCACUGUCCUCUGUCCCCAGCCGGAGGUGGGCAGAGGGAAAAUGGGAGAUGCGGUGUGGAGAGCACCCCUGCGUUAACUCAAGGAGCAGCUCACCGCUACAGCUAAACUUACUGCAGGCAGACAUGCUUGGAUCCUGUGAAUCAGAUCAGACGAGAAGGGAUAUUUGUCCGGAAGCAAAGUCUCGCGUCUCGGGCAGUCGUGGGGAGAGCAGCGGUUUUGCCGCGGGUGAGCUGUCCAGGGCACUGCUCCGCGAGGAGCCGCCAUCUGGAACGGGUUCUGCGGCAUCAGGAAGUAGGGACAGUAGUGUGGACUUCGCUAGUACUGAUUGUCCUGAAACCACCUCCAACGGGCAGCAGUCUGAGGACGCACAGGAAGAGGAAACAUUUCCUGGUUUAGCUGACGAGGCCAUGUGGAGAAGGAGAAAGCAAACUCCUGAGCGCGUUCUCAUGACGUACCAGGUACCUGAGACGGUGACAGAGGCUGUACUGAGAGAGGACCUGGAGAAGCUGGCGGGCCUGCGGGGGCGGCAGCCCAGGUUCUUAUGUGGCCAGAGGGAGGAGCUGGCCAAGGUGCACUCUUGGAUUCAGAGCCAGACUGUCCCUCAAGGAAUAGACAUCCAAGUAAGCACCGUGACAACAGCUGUGCUGUAUGAUGUCUCUCUGUGCCAGGCAGUGCCUGAGGCACUUAAUAUGCAUUGCACCAUCCCACUGAAAAUUACAGUCCUCACAGAUGCUUCUACCUUACAAACGAGCAACAAAGUAACGUGUACAGAUGUUAAAUAAUUUAUUUACGGUCACACAGCCCCCCUGAUUUUGAACGCCGGUCUUUGGAGUGCAAGUGUGCUUCCUGGUUGGAAUGCUGCAGGGCCCCUGCUUUGAAGUAUGGCUGACGGGGAGGCGAGGAGUAAGAGAUGCGCGUUUCAGAUACGCAGGCGUGUUUGAACGGAGAUCAAACUCAAGAUGCGGGAUCCACAUUGGAGGGAGUAUUCAUAGCUAGCAGGAUUUUCCAUGAGGCCCGGGGGCUUUGGCUGUUAACGAGAUCUUCUUAGUGAGAGCGCAUGCGAGUGGGCUGGCAAUGGAGCUCUGGUUUGCCCGUGGCCCCUGUGGUGGCUCUGUGGAACCUUUGUGACACUUGUACCAGGAAUGAGGCCUUUAUUCCCUCAAGUGUCAACUUGUGGAUGUGACAAUGUGUGACAAUGUGGGGAGUUACAAACGAUAGCAAGAGAAGAAAGCUGGGUGUUCAGAACCGUGUGGUGUCAAGGCUGCGGAAGUAAACAGGUGCCGGGAUCCCCUCCCUCCUUUGUAAAGAACAGAGCGCGUUCCCGCAGCCGGCGUCUGGUUAGAUGUGGCUUUCCCGAAAAGCAGGAGCUGCGCCCGCUCCUCGUUUCAAGUGUCUUCGUUCUUAAAACUCUAUUUUUAUGCUUUUUGAAUAGGAGAGUAAACGAAUGAGCCCCGAAGUGAUUUAAGCAACAACUGUGGAAACAAUUGUCCUCUUCCUUCUCACAACAAUUAGGAAUGAACUGUCACAUGGGCUCCUCUCAGACACACAGUGGAUAAACUGGGGACUAGACGUAAGGUACCUGGCCAGCAUUUUACUGAUUCAGUCCUUCCAGAUGACAUUUCGUCAUGCUGCCCACUCUUGUUCUUUCUCGGAGGGCUGUGUCACUUGCGAAAGCCAGGACUCCCCGGGCGACACCGCGGAACCCUGUGGUCAAGCUCCAGCAGCAAACAGCGGAUGA
Mustela erminea (ermine) is the source of this 4356-nucleotide messenger RNA. RefSeq names its product period circadian regulator 3 (gene PER3). The record is from RefSeq and is a predicted model, not a curated record. NCBI's taxonomy places the organism in Eukaryota, Metazoa, Chordata, Mammalia, Carnivora, Mustelidae. Gene Ontology annotation, molecular function: transcription corepressor binding; transcription cis-regulatory region binding. Gene Ontology annotation, biological process: negative regulation of transcription by RNA polymerase II; entrainment of circadian clock by photoperiod; circadian regulation of gene expression. Gene Ontology annotation, cellular component: nucleus; cytoplasm.